AACAAACGCCAGAGAAUUCACUAUACAAUGCCAAAGGUGUUCAAGAACAAACACCAGAGAAUUCAUCACAGUGCCGAAAUACCGAAAGUGCUAAAGAACAAACACCAGAAAAUUCAUCACAUAACGCUGAAGGUGUUCAAGAACAAACACCAAAGAAUUCAUUAUAUACCGAAAGCGCUCAAGAACAAACACCAGAGAAUUCACCACAUAACGCCGAAGGUGUUCAAGAACAAACACCAGAGAAUUCAUUACAGACAAAUGCUGAAGAAUUUACCACACAAUGCCAAAAGUAUUCAAGAACACCAGAGAAUUCAUCACAAUGCCAGAAACAAAUGCUGAAGAAUUCACUACACAACGCUGAAGGUAUUCAAGAACACCAGAGAAUUCAUCAUAGUGCCCGAGGACAAACUCCAAAGAAUUUACCACACAACACUGAAGGUAUUCAAGAACACCAGAGAAUUUAUCACAGUGCCCGAGAACAAACGCCAGAGAAUUCACCACACAACGCCGAAGGACAAACAUCAGAGAAUUCACUACAUGAUGCCAAAGGUGUUCAAGAACAAACACCAGAGAAUUCAUCACAGUGCCAAAAGUGCCCAAGGACAAACGUCAGAGAAUUUACCACAAUGCUGAAGGUGUUCAAGAACAAAUACCAGAGAAUUCAUCACAGUGCCAAAAGUGCCCAAGGACAAAUGCUAGAGAAUUCACCACACAAUACAAGGUGUUCAAGAACAAACACCAGAGAAUUCAUCAAAAUACUAAAAGUGCCCAAAAACAAACACUGGAGAAUUCAUCACAUAAUGCCGAAGGUGUUCAAAAACAAACACCAGAGAAUUCAUCAUAGUGCCAAAAGUGCCCAAGGACAAAUGCCAGAGAAUUUACCACACAAUACUGAAGAACAAAUACCAGAGAAUUUACCACACAAUACCAAAAUUGCCAAGGAGAAUUUACCACAUAAUGCUAAAAGUGUUCAAGGACAAACACCCUACAUAAUACCGAAACAGCAUUUAGAAAGAAAUAAAGCAUUUACUCUACCUAAUUCUGACAGUGAUUCUUCUAGCUCAAAAAAUAGUAAAAAAUCUGAAAAAUCUAGUUCAAAAGAUUCGAAAAUUUAA
This is a messenger RNA of Dentiscutata heterogama, 1115 nucleotides long. NCBI's taxonomy places the organism in Eukaryota, Fungi, Glomeromycota, Glomeromycetes, Diversisporales, Gigasporaceae. The record is from the annotation of a GenBank genome assembly.